Molecule: messenger RNA, 1495 nt
Organism: Penaeus vannamei (Pacific white shrimp)
Lineage: Eukaryota; Metazoa; Arthropoda; Malacostraca; Decapoda; Penaeidae
Source: RefSeq, a predicted model, not a curated record
UCGACGUCAAGCGGCCAGAGAGUGAAGAUGUUGUCAGUGACUGUGCUCAUCGCCGGGCUCGCCCUCGCUGCGGGAAUUCCCCAGAGAGACCAGCUGAACAGCUUCUCCGGCACGCAGUCCCUUUGCCCCGAGCCCUAUGGCUACUUCGCGGACCCCAUUCAGUGCGACAAGUACUACGAGUGCAGCGAUGGUGUCCCCACGCCCCUCCUGUGCGAGGACGGAAAAGUCUUCGAUGAGUUCAAGGGCAAGGCUGGCCACGUCGACCCUUGCGAUAUCCCUUACGUUGUUGACUGUGGAGAGCGUUCAUUGAUGCAACCCGCAAGCAACUCCAGCGUCUACUGCCCCCGCCUCCACGGUAUCUUCGCCGACAACCAGUUCUGCGGCAAGUACUACACCUGCAUCGACGGCCAGCACACCGCCACCGAAUGCUCCGCCGGCCUGCACUUCGACAGGAAGACGGGCACCUGCGCUUGGCCUGCCGCAGCUGCAAGGACUAAUUGCGCGGAGGAGAAGAAAUGCAUCGACGACUUCUGCUGCGAAGGUGCCAAGGACUUCACCGACUUCGAGGGCCGCCUUGUGCCCCACCCCGCCUUUGCCAACCUGGCGGACUGCCAGAAGUUCUACGUGUGCCACAACGGCGUCACCCCCCAGGAGGCCUCCUGCAGCCUCGGCCAGGUCUUCAACGACGUCACUAUGAUGUGCGAUUACCCCGAGAAUGUGGACGCCUGCGCUGACUAUUACAAGAACAACCCCCUCUUCGACGUUGUGUAUGACGACGCGGAUGGGGACGGCAGCCCAGAUUUUGGUGUUCGCCGCGACUUUUCGCAAACUUCCAUUAACUAACUGUCAGUCCUCGUCGUUUGGAGAUUAACAUGUCAACUAUAUCGCCAACCUCUGCAUGCUUGUACAUGAUUUCCACUUUGUAUUUUUAAGUUUCUUGAAAUGUCUUCUCCUUCACUGUAGUUUCCACCCAGUCAUUUAUAUUUUCUAAGACGUUUGGAUCCUUUGUAGGACUCCCUGAAUCUAUUGUCCUGCAUGAGGACUGUGAUGUCAUAGCUGGUUGUGAUAUCACUUAACUUCAAUUUGCUCAUCUUCCAUGUACAAAAUAAACCAAAAGAAGGCUUCAAGGUCCCAAAUAUGGGUUUAGUGGCCCAAAAGACAGACACUUUCCGUCCUCAACUUAGCUAAGACAUACUGUUAUACAGUUUUUACAAUAAGCUACACCCACUUGCUCAUCACUCCCGUCCAUGCCUUCUGAUUGGUCGAGAAUAUACUUGCAUGUUUGUAUUCUGCUUUCUCAUUGGAUGAAGCUUAUCCAAUAAACUUUCCCGUUUCUGGGAUGAGACAUAUGAAGGUCGUUGGUGUCAUUCACACCGACAGGGCUUUAACAAAUUUCAAACUGUUCUUUAUACUUCUAAGCCGAGAAACUUUGCUCCUGAGGAAUAUUUGAUGUACUGUACCUAUUUUAUAGGAAAAUAUAUAAAACUCAAAACAA